AUGACAGAAGCAUACGCAGAAACCACAGCUGAAUACACUUACGAUGAACAUGCUUUCUCCUGCAACAAAACCGACAUCCAAGAAUUUGGGAAAAUAUUUCUGCCACUAUUUUACAUUGUGGUGUUUGGUCUUGGCCUCACAGGGAAUCUAAUGGUGGUUUUUGCCAUUGUGAAAGGCAAUAAAAAAAGCAUCACUGACAUCUAUCUCCUGAACUUGGCUAUCUCUGACCUUCUCUUUGUGAUCUCCCUCCCGUUCUGGGCAUCCAACACGGUCCGUGGAUGGACCCUUGGGACUAUUGCUUGUACAGCUGUUUCCUCACUGUAUUACAUUGGUUUCUUUGGGGGAAUGUUCUUUAUCACUGUUAUCAGCGUUGACAGGUACUUGGCCAUUGUCAGGGCAACUUAUUCUCUGAAAUCCAGAACAGUAAGACAUGGCUUUCUUGUAACCUGCGGAGUGUGGGCAAUAGCGGUUUUAGUGUCAGUGCCACACUUUGUGUUCUCCCAGCUCAUAGAUAAUGACUGCAUUGCUGUCUUCCCAGAGAAGCUGGAGAACAUCUGGCCAGUGUUCUGCAAUAUGGAGCUGAACACCAUCGGCUUUUUCAUCCCAGUCUGUAUCAUAUUCUAUUGCUACUGUGGGAUCAUCAAAACCCUCCUAUCCUGCAAAAAUCAGAAAAAAGCACGAGCCAUAAAACUGAUAUUGAUUGUGGUGGUGGUUUUUUUUCUGUUUUGGUCCCCCUACAAUGUACUAAUUUUUCUGGAUACUUUAAAUCACUAUGAGUUAUUCACAAAUUGCAACCAAAUUAAGUCGUUGGACUAUGCAAUGCACCUGACCGAAACCAUUGCGUUCAGUCACUGUUGUCUCAAUCCUCUUAUCUAUGCCUUUGCUGGGGAAAAAUUCAGGAAAUACCUUUAUAAUGUCUGCAUGAAGUACUGUCCGUUCCUGUGUUUCUGUGGGCCCUGCAGUCACUACCAGGUCUCUCAUUCAGUUAGUUAUGCGGAAAGUGUGGUGAACAGCAACAUAACCCAGAACACCAGCGACCAGGAUGCCUCUGUCUUCGUCUAA
This is a messenger RNA of Onychostruthus taczanowskii (white-rumped snowfinch), 1062 nucleotides long. It is a transcript of the gene CX3CR1, whose product is annotated as C-X3-C motif chemokine receptor 1. Bases 1 to 1062 code for a protein of 353 amino acids. Gene Ontology annotation, cellular component: membrane. Gene Ontology annotation, molecular function: chemokine receptor activity. The transcript has a single exon. Gene Ontology annotation, biological process: G protein-coupled receptor signaling pathway; chemotaxis; immune response. The record is from RefSeq and is a predicted model, not a curated record. Lineage: Eukaryota; Metazoa; Chordata; Aves; Passeriformes; Passeridae.